GGAGAGACAUGAGUUACAGAAGAAAGGUAUGUAGACGGUAUACUAAUAUUCGCAUUGACUCCUGGCAAUUUCCGGAUUUGCUUUUUCUAUCAAGUACACCAUACUAAAGUACAUAGUAACAUAUGUCGACCUCGCCUGUCAGUCUCAAUAUCCACCACAACAUUCUGUCUACCUUAAAUAAGGCACUCCAUCGGUGUUCUCCAUGCUACACUCAGCAGCAUCCAUCGGACACUUGCCAAACUGGAAAUUCUGGUGCCGCCGGUGUCUCUGACUUGUAUGAUAUCGCUGAUGCUAUUGGUUCCAUGAUCAUCGAUGAUACAGAGGAUCUCAAAGCAAACCUUGUCAUGGAACUCGCCAGGGCUAGACGGGAGAAGCUCCUUGCUGAAAAGUCGCUUGCUGACUGCAGUGGUCCGCUGAGCCUUGAACUCAUGGCAAGUUUAUCAAAGUUCAAGUCAAGUCUUUUUGAGCAGAAACUCAACCAGGGCGGAUAUGACGAGAUCUUGAAGCUUGCAGAGAGUCAGCUAAGCCAGGCUGAUCUGAAGCUUGAAUCCAAUGGACUUGAAGUUACACCUGCAAAAGUUGCCUGGACACCUGUGAAGCUGGAAGCGAGAGUAUUUUCUGAUGAAGAUAAACUGAAGGCUGUGAAGUACAUUACCUCUCCAGAGAUUUGGCCGACAUUCAAGCUCAUCCAGACAACAACGUUUACAUAUGUGAGCCUGAUUUUUUGUGUUAGGCUGUCUCAAUCAGCACAAAUCCGUAACUUUUGGCACAACCAAGCUUGGCCAAAGUAUAAGGCUGUGCGGGAGUGGCAGGAGCACACUGGUGGAGGUGACGGGGAUGAAGAUGACGAUGGAGAUGAGGUUGAAGGCGAGAGUGUUGAGGAUGAUAUUGCACUUGAUGGGACAAAGCGGAAACAUACAUCUAAGAAGAAAAUAUUGAAGAAAGUCCUUGACGAGUUCGAAGCUAGUGAACUUUUCAAAACCAUUGAUGCCAUUGCUCGGAAUGAUAGCAUGGUAGUUUGCAGCCAUGAUAUCAACUCCAGUGUCUCUAUCUCCAACAACGAAACUCCACUGAAAAAAUGUGUAUGUAAGUCGAUAUUACUUGAGGCAAAUGACUUUUCCGAUACCACUGGACUCCUUCGUGAAAUGAUGGGUACUAUGGGCGAACACCAUAAACGUCAGGAGAAAGUCGAUGAAACAAAUUUGCAGGUUGCAAAACUCAACAUGGAGGUCACAUUAAAGCAUGAGAAACGCGAACAGGAGGAGUAUGAGCAACAUCAGGCUGAUAUUCGGGCGAAGCGAGAAGAAGCACAAAGAAAGGCACAACAAGAGGAGUGGCAACAGGCUAGUGAAUUUUUGAAUCAUCCUAACCCUCUGAUACGAGCUCGUGGGGAAAGAAUGGCAGAGCGACUGACUGCAGAGGAGACAGAGAAGAAAGCUUAG
Suillus paluster is the source of this 1442-nucleotide messenger RNA. RefSeq lists its product as uncharacterized. NCBI's taxonomy places the organism in Eukaryota, Fungi, Basidiomycota, Agaricomycetes, Boletales, Suillaceae. The record is from RefSeq and is a predicted model, not a curated record. The coding region runs from base 123 to 1442 and encodes 439 amino acids. The transcript has 5 exons.